CCCGCCUCGCCGCGCGGGGGCACCGCUGUCAUCCUGGACAUUUUCCGCCGCGCGGACAAAAAUGACGAUGGGAAGUUGUCCUUGGAGGAAUUCCAGCUCUUCUUUGCAGAUGGUGUCCUCAACGAGACAGAACUGGAGGAUCUCUUCCACACGAUCGACUCUGACAACACCAACCACGUGGACACCAAGGAGCUGUGUGACUACUUUGUGGACCACAUGGGGGACUAUGAGGACGUCUUGGCCUCCCUGGAGACCUUGAAUCAUUCUGUCCUGAAGGCCAUGGGCUACACCAAGAAGGUGUAUGAGGGAGGAAGCAACGUGGACCAGUUUGUGACCCGCUUCCUCCUGAAGGAAACGGCCAGUCAGAUCCAGUCGCUGCUGAGCUCUGUGGAGAGUGCGGUGGAGGCCAUUGAAGAGCAGACCAGCCAGAUCCGCCAGAACCAUGGCAGAUCCGGCCCUGGCAUGGUGCAGACCUGGUAUGGAAGCCCCCCUGUCCCCUACACCCCCAGCCACAAGCUUAUGGCCACGGAACAAGAGAGGAGCGUGCAUUCUGUGACCUCAGACCCCAAGGAGGAGGGCCUGGAAGCCCAGAUCAGCCGUUUAGCAGAGCUAAUAGGACGGCUGGAGAGCAAGGCCCUCUGGUUUGACCUGCAGCAGCGCCUCUCAGAUGAAGAAGGGACCAACAUGCAUCUGCAGCUGGUCCGACAGGAGAUGGCCGUGUGCCCUGAGCAGCUGAGCGAGUUCCUGGACUCCCUGCGACAGUACCUGCGGGGCACCGCUGGAGCCAGGAACUGCUUCCACAUCGCCGCUGGGAGGCUCUCGGACGGCUUCACCUUCGUGGUAUACGAGUUCUGGGAGACAGAGGAGGAAUGGAAGAGGCACCUGCAGAGCCCCGUGUGCAAGGCGUUCCGGCACGUCAAGGUGGACACACUGAGCCAGCCAGAGGCCCUCUCCAGGAUCUCAGUGCCAGCUGCCUGGUGCACGGUGGGCCGAGACUGACCAGCUCCCCAACGCCCUACGGAUGAUCCUGGCACCCUGCUCUCUCUCCUUAUGAAGGACAUCCCUUCUUUUCUAGAAACUUUGGUAUAUGAGCUGUCUUUUUCAUAUACUUCCAAACAAGAAUGUAUUUUCCCACUGUUAGACAUGAAGGCGAACCCCCUUCCCCAGCAUCCCCACACCUCCCACCCUUGUUGGCAGAGCAGCUCUGAGCUGCUGCGGCCCUGCUGAAGCCAGAGCCUGUGGUGAUGGUGACAGGGAGGGUUCCUGGAGCCAGCUCCCUUACCCGAAUCCAAUGGCCAUGCAUGUCCAGCCCCCACCACACCCACCUACUCUGGCCUCAGCAAGACUCACUCCGCCACAGGCACCCCACCUCUCCCUCCAUCUCCCCCAUUCCUGUCUACAUUCCUCUACCUGAUAGGAGCCAAGACCCUGUAGUGCCCAACUAGGCCUGUGCCAAGUCUGCACGCGGCAGUAGAGCCCACAUAGCCAGUGCCACAUUAGGCAAACAGCUGCCGCAACAAGCACCAAAUAAACUCCAGUUGGAAACAG
Molecule: messenger RNA, 1548 nt
Organism: Miniopterus natalensis
Lineage: Eukaryota; Metazoa; Chordata; Mammalia; Chiroptera; Miniopteridae
Gene: NECAB2
Product: N-terminal EF-hand calcium binding protein 2
Biological process (GO): regulation of amyloid precursor protein biosynthetic process
Cellular component (GO): cytoplasm
Molecular function (GO): calcium ion binding
Source: RefSeq, a predicted model, not a curated record